Messenger RNA from Penicillium psychrosexuale, 1566 nucleotides. RefSeq names its product Major facilitator superfamily domain general substrate transporter. The transcript is spliced from 5 exons. Gene Ontology annotation, biological process: transmembrane transport. Bases 1 to 1566 code for a protein of 521 amino acids. The record is from RefSeq and is a predicted model, not a curated record. Gene Ontology annotation, molecular function: transmembrane transporter activity. Gene Ontology annotation, cellular component: membrane. Lineage: Eukaryota; Fungi; Ascomycota; Eurotiomycetes; Eurotiales; Aspergillaceae.
AUGUCUGAGUUAAAAUCAACUGCAACAGUGAAGGUGGCUGACCCCGAAGUCAACGUAGGGGAAACCACCACUUAUACAGAUCGCGAUGCCGAAAGGUCCUAUGUCAGGAAAAUUGAUUUCAUUGUGCUCCCAACGCUGUGCUUGGUAGGAAUUAUCGCUAACUUCGAGGCUUUUGUCAUCGCACAGAUGUACUUUUUUGACUGCAUGGAUCGGGUAAGUGCCGAGAAGACGGCAUAUGCGUUCCCGAAACAUGCUAACAAUCAUUGGCAGAGCAAUUUGGCAAAUGCCAAGACAGAUGGUCUUGAGAAAGACUUGCACCUGAAGGGGAAUGACUACUCUCUAUUGAUUCUUCUCUUCUAUAUCCCAUUCGGGUUGUUCGAUCUGCCGUGGAAUCUUUUGAUCAAGAGGUUUUCUGGUAGAAUCAUGCUGUCUAUUAUGUCUAUUGUGUGGGGAGUUCUAGCACUAUGUCAAUGCGCCGCUAAGGACUUUGGCUCGCUACUUGCGAUUCGCAUAAUCUUAGGUGUUUUUGAAGCCGGUUUCUUCGCCGGAGCUACCUUUUACCUCACGUUGUUCUACAAGCGUGGGGAAAUGGGAUUCCGCCUGGCUAUCAUGCAGUCAUUUGCAGUUCUAGCGUCCGCAUUCAGUGGACUAAUCUCCUUUGGGGUAUUCCAAAUAAACCACCCAGCAGUCAAAGGAUGGCAGUGGUUGUUUAUUAUCGAAGGAUCGAUGACAUUAAUUACCGGAGCUGUGGCGUUUUUUGUGCUCCCAGAUGGGGCACAGAAAGCAUGGUUUUUGACUGAUAGAGAGAGGGCGGCAGCGACAGCACGUCUGCUUCGUGAUACCUCGUCUGAGGUGAAUACUCCAUUCAAUCUCAAGGCUUGCUUUGAGUCAUGGAACGACUGGAAAUUCCCAGUGUGGUGUUUGAUUACGUUCACAUACCCUGUUGCGUAUGCCACUGCAAUGAAUUUCUUCCCUUUAAUCGUUCAACGAUUGGGAUAUUCCGUCGUCAAGACUAAUUUAUGGACGGUGGCGCCAAAUCUUGUCGGAGCAGUAUUCCUGCUAUGUGUGGCCAAGUCCUCCGACUAUUUCCGCGAAAGAACGCUCCAUAUUGUCUUUUCUUUGGCGAUUUCAUUCGUCGGAAUGAUUAUAUUAAUCGCGAUUGACGUUCAGAACAACAAGGGAGUAGCAUACUUUGCCUGUUUCCUAAUGGCAGCAGGAUCAUAUAUUCCGUCCUGUCUCGUUCAUGCCUGGCACAACAAUAACAACGUACACGAAAACUCGCGAGCUGCCAAUACGGGCUUUUUUGUAGGACUGGGGAAUUUUGCCGGCGUACUGAGCGCGGGCACAUUCCGAACUCAAUACGCACCAAAGUAUCUGCCAACUCUCAUCGCAACUUGUUGUUGCAACGCAGUGUGCAUAGUCCUAGUUCUUGGAUUAGGAGGCUGGAUGCGCAUGGAGAAUCAUCGCCGAGAUAGCAAACAGGGACUGAGACUGAGAGAGGAUCAGACUGACACUAGUCAGUUUAAGGAGGGCGAAAAGAGUCCUGAGUGGAGAUACUUCCCUUGA